CAUGCCAUUUUUGGGCCAGGACUGGAGAUCCCCUGGAUGGAGAUGGGUUAAAACAGAAGAUGGUUGGAAACGAUGUGAACCCUUCAGUCCUGCACUUGAGGAUGGGAAUAAUCAGAUGAAUGGUAUCAGUCACACAGUCAUUUUAUCUGGGGAUGAUGAUGAUGAAGAAAUAUACGGUACUGAAGAUUGUGAGUUUGCAGCCAAGAAGAGGAAAAAAGAUCAUUUGGGGAAUAACACAGAUUCUCAGUGUUUUUAUCGUGAAAAGUGGAUUUAUGUUCAUAAAGAAAGUACCAGGGAAAGACAUGGCUAUUGCACUUUGGGAGAAGCUUUUAACCGCUUAGAUUUUUCAAGUGCAAUUCAGGACAUCAGAAGGUUCAAUUACGUGGUCAAACUUUUGCAGUUAAUUGCAAAAUCCCAGUUAACUUCACUGAGUGGAGCAGCUCAGAAGAACUACUUUAACAUUUUGGACAAAAUUGUGCGGAAGGUCAUGGAAGACCAAUAUAACCCACGAUUAAUCAAAGAUCUUCUACAGGAUCUGAGUUCUACACUUUGUAUACUGAUAAGGGGAGUAGGAAAAUCUGUGUUGGUAGGGAACAUCAAUAUUUGGAUUUGCCGAUUAGAAACUAUCCUUCUGUGGCAACAACAACUAAAUAACCUCCAGAUGAACAAGCAAGUCAACAAUGGACUUACGCUUAGUGAUCUCCCUCUGCACAUGCUGAAUAACAUCUUAUACAGGUUCUCUGAUGGCUGGGACAUUAUUACUCUGGGUCAAGUGACCCCAACUUUGUACAUGCUCAGUGAAGACAGACAAUUGUGGAAAAAACUCUGUCAGUACCAUUUUGCGGAAAAGCAGUUCUGUAGGCAUUUAAUUCUAUCAGAGAAGGGUCACAUUGACUGGAAGCUGAUGUACUUUGCUCUUCAGAAAUAUUACCCAAUAAAGGAACAGUACGGGGACACCUUGCAUUUCUGUCGACACUGUAGUAUUCUGUUUUGGAAGGACUACCACCUUGCUUUGUUACUCAAG
Molecule: messenger RNA, 1024 nt
Organism: Pterocles gutturalis (yellow-throated sandgrouse)
Lineage: Eukaryota; Metazoa; Chordata; Aves; Pterocliformes; Pteroclidae
Gene: FBXO25
Product: F-box protein 25
Exons: 9
Biological process (GO): protein ubiquitination
Cellular component (GO): nucleus; cytoplasm; SCF ubiquitin ligase complex
Molecular function (GO): protein binding
Source: RefSeq, a predicted model, not a curated record